UUGUGAGCGUCAUAUUUAUUCCUUCUUCGGCCUUCAAGCUAGCUAGGGCAGGAGCAUCAGCACAAGCCAGCCGCCAUGGUGAAGUACUCCAGAGAACCCGACAAUACCACGAAGUCCUGCAAGGCGAGAGGCUCCGACCUUAGAGUCCAUUUUAAGAACACUAGGGAGACAGCCUUUGCCAUUAGGAAGUUGCCCUUGGCGAAGGCAAAAAGGUACUUGGAAGAUGUGAUAGCCCACAAACAGGCUAUUCCAUUCAGAAGGUUCUGUGGCGGUGUUGGGAGGACAGCUCAGGCAAAGAACAGACAUUCUAAUGGACAAGGGCGCUGGCCUGUGAAGUCAGCUAAAUUCAUUCUUGAUUUGCUCAAGAAUGCAGAAAGUAAUGCUGAAGUGAAAGGCUUGGAUGUAGAUGCUCUCUACAUUUCUCACAUCCAGGUUAAUCAAGCACAGAAGCAAAGACGCAGAACCUACCGUGCUCAUGGAAGAAUCAACCCCUACAUGUCAUCUCCAUGCCACAUAGAAUUGAUACUAUCUGAAAAAGAAGAGCCUGUGAGGAAGGAGCCGGAGACCCAGUUGGCAACAGGCAAGAAAGCCUAAGCUUUUUGCAGUGUUGCGUCAUCAUCAAUUGCUGCUGACAUAAGAGUUUUGUGAUUUUUACUUGUUGUUUACAUUUGGCAUUGAGCUUUUCUUAGAAGAGUUGUGUUUUGUCUCAUACUUCGAGUUGAUCAGAUCUUCGUGAGAACAUAACGUGCUAAACCACCUGAUUGGUUGGUUCGUUACUCUGUUGGGAUACUUGUUGUUUAGAGCGUAAUAUUAAAUUUUGAUUUAGAACA
Molecule: messenger RNA, 830 nt
Organism: Prosopis cineraria
Lineage: Eukaryota; Viridiplantae; Streptophyta; Magnoliopsida; Fabales; Fabaceae
Product: 60S ribosomal protein L17-2-like
Exons: 7
Coding region: 76-594 (172 amino acids)
Biological process (GO): cytoplasmic translation
Cellular component (GO): ribosome; cytosolic large ribosomal subunit
Molecular function (GO): structural constituent of ribosome
Source: RefSeq, a predicted model, not a curated record